Brassicogethes aeneus is the source of this 2297-nucleotide messenger RNA. The record is from the annotation of a GenBank genome assembly. NCBI's taxonomy places the organism in Eukaryota, Metazoa, Arthropoda, Insecta, Coleoptera, Nitidulidae.
AAUCACACCUCGUAACUAUCAUUGCCCUCGUAAAUAAAUCUAGGGAAAUUUCACACUGAAUCAUUGGCAAUCCUGAAAAUAAAGCAUAACCUCACAACCGGAACCCUCAAAUUUGUUUAUCAAUUAUUGAUCAACAAUUAGGACUACAAUGGACGGCGAGGGUGAUAGCGAAAAAAGAAAACGAAUGUCUUGCGGAAUAUACAUAAGUUGUCCACCGCAGAUAAAGAGUGCUUUGGAAACGUGUUUUCAAUGCGGAUACCAUUUUGUAGUAACACAGCUAACACAUCCAAACUAUGCUAGAGAACUGUUAGAGAAUCCACCACCUGCCAUCGGCAGAACAGACAGAAUACUUAAAGGCAGUGAAUGGAGUAGAUUAGUAGUAGGUGAGCUAAACAAAACAAUUGACGUGGACAGCGAAGUGGAGCACAUCAGAGAACAAAGUAAGGCUUUGUUACUGCAAGAAUUGGGUUUGGCCUCGCACUUAAGCAUCCCUGCAGUAUUACUAACACUGGAAAACCCGGUCAACACCCAACUAGCAAGAAUUAUCUAUGAUAAAAUUCUGUCCGGUUAUGAUUAUGGUAUAUGGGUGACCGUACCAAUGGUACACCCAUCAAGGUUCUGCCCCCUCGCGGACGAAAAGCACGAAUCGUGGCAAUGGUGGGACGAUUUUCGAACUUACUGCCACUACGACAACAGGAUAGGUGUGGUUCUCGAAAUGCCUGACAUUAAUCAUAUGCCAACUACAGCCGAAGUGGACAGAUGGAUCGGUGAGCCUGUUAAGGCAUUGGUUGUGCCUGCCUCUCUCUUUUUGUUGAACCAGUACAACAAACCGGUACUUCCCAAAGCUCACCAGGAGCUAAUCAAGAGAUUUAUGACCAUUGAUGUUCAGUACAUCAUUAAAAGUGAUACUGAGAUGGAUAUCACGCAUUAUCAGGGGUAUUUGAACUUUUUGGGGAAGAAGUUGUACACUAAUGACACUACUUCUGAGUUUGUUCAAGGCUGUGAAGAUUACCUCCAAAACCCUCUCCAACCCCUAACAGAACACCUAGAAGCCAACAUAUACGAGGUGUUCGAAAAAGACCAAGUAAAAUAUGACACCUAUCAGAACGCCAUCUAUAAAGCCCUUGAAACGUGGCCCAAGGACAGCAAAGUGGACCCUGUUGUCAUGGUGGUGGGGGCUGGAAGAGGUCCGCUAGUACAGGCAGUUUUAAAUGUAUCCUACACUUUACAUAGGAAAGUUAAAGUUUAUGCUGUCGAAAAAAAUCCCUAUGCUGUUAACACCUUGAUGGACAGGAAUAGAAACGAAUGGAAUAGUAAAGUUACUCUGGUUUACUGUGAUAUGAGAACGUAUGAGCCCCCUGAGAAAGCUGAUAUAUUGGUGUCAGAACUGCUUGGUUCGUUUGGUGAUAAUGAACUGUCUCCAGAAUGUUUGGAUGGUGCUCAGCGAUUCCUAAAAAAGACAGGAAUCUCAAUUCCCUACAUUUACACUUCCUUUAUAGCUCCCAUACAAAGCUUGAAGAUUUUUACUGAAAUAAAACGCAACAGAACUCUGGACAAAACGCUUCAAUCGAUAUAUGAAACACCUUAUGUAGUGCAUUUGGCAAAUUACUAUCAAAUUGCGCCACCACAGGAGUUGUUUUCGUUCACCCACCCUAACUGGAGUAAAAGGAUAAACAAUCAAAGAUACAAAAAAUUGAGUUUUAGUUGCAGUCAAACUUGCGUUCUUACCGGUUUUGCGGGAUUUUUUGAUACCUUUCUUUAUGAAGACGUUAAUUUGAGUAUUCACCCUGAAACGCAUUCACCAGAUAUGGUCAGCUGGUUCCCAAUUGUAUUUCCAUUACAGAAUCCGGUUCAUGUAAAAGAAGGCACAAAAAUAGAAAUUUCGUUUUGGAGGGCGGAAUCUCCAGAUAAAGUUUGGUAUGAAUGGUGUUUAGAAUCUCCAGUCAAACAAAGUAUCAAGAAUCCACAUGGCAGGUCCUAUUUUAUUAAAAAACAUUAGUGCUAUGUUUUAUUGUUAAUGUUUUAAAACUUAGAAUUUUAAUUUUUUUUACUAUUUUUAUAAAAAAAAGUUUUAAUUUCAAGAAUUGUUUUAAUUAACCUUAGGUCAUCAAUCAAUCAAUAAAAAAAGUUCAUGAGCGCUCAAGAAUUAAUUUUACAAAAAAUCGAUAAUAUCAUUGUAAAAAUUAAAAUAAUAAAAUACAUUAGAAAGUUUUUGGUUUAUUUGUUUGUCUUUAACAAUCUUAUUUUUAUUAAAAUCAUUUUCUUCUAAACUUAUCUAAAGUAUAGUUAAGAACUUG